GAAUACAAGACAACACAUCCAGACUUUCACAAUCAUCCCACAGUCCAGCUCCCAUGUCAGGAUUGUAUGUCGGGGCAGGUAAGAAAAUGGGCUAAUAUUUAGGUUGUUCACAUCCGACUAUAUUGCGCUACAUAAAAGCUCAAUCUCUCAAUCUGUAUUUAAGACUGGCUGAUCUAACCUGUUGUCCUCUAAAUUAUUCGCAUGAAAAAAUUAUCUGCCAUUCAUUAUCUUGUACAACUCAAAGAAAUAUUUUGUCACAUCCAGUAAAGUUUCAUUAUGGUUUCCAGAGUAUAUUUUUAUGCCUUUGGGCAAGGAGUCCCUUCACAGAUAGGACCCCACACGCAAACAUAGAUUCCAUAACAAAAGUAUGGAUUUGAUUAUACACCAUGCCGUCCAAGCACUCCAGUUUUUUUUGUUUGUUUUUUUUUUGUUUUUUUUGUGCUGGCAUCCGUCCGUCACAAUGUGACGAUGGAAAGGGCUUCGGAGGACGAAAUCCACAUGGCCUGGGAUUAUUCUUCAAGGAUUAUAAGCUGGUUCCCAAUAGCAAAUCGCCUCUCUCCACGCCGCUGGAGAACCCAAGGGAACAUCAUGUGGAUGAUGCAGCUUGGCACCAGUGACGUCGCAGGAGUUGUCGGAAUGAUUCAUUUUACCAAUGUUAUCCGCCUUUCGGGACUCCAUCUCCGGGUUUGAUUUCAGAGUUGCCUUCUUUUAGAUGAGUUGCCUUCUUUUAGAUGAGUUGCCAUCCAAGGUUAACGAGUCCCAUCCACCCGGGGUGCUGGUGAUGUUUUUGCUUGACUGGGCUCUGGCUGGAAUUGAACUCGAGACCACCAACUUGAGAUUUGCUCAGUUUAGACCAAUCGGCACCCCAUGCACUCCAGUUACUCUCAUGAGUAAUGAGUCGAUAGUUAGUAUCCCCACCUGAAUAUGAAUCACUCAACAAAGUAGCAUUUGAAAGAGAGGUUUGAAAUGUUUUUCUUUGUGAAUAAAUGCAUCUGCAUAGAAAUGUUUUGCUUCUACAGUAACUGCAUAGAUGUUCAUUUCCUUCUACAGUAACUGCAUAGAUGUUCAUUUCCAAAGUAACUGCCUAGAUGUUCAUUUCCAAAGUAACUGCAUAGAUGUUCAUUUCCUUCUACAGUAACUGCAUAGAUGUUCAUUUCCGUGGUAACAAAACAGUGGCAGUGAAAGAUGGCGCAUGCAGCCUCUUUGAUACAACUAAACCUAUAGAAGGACUGUCUCCAACUGCAGGACUUAAGGCAUGUAUUGUGUCUCUAGCAGUGUAGCAGGACUAAGACAUGUAUUCUGUGUCUUGGAGUGUAGCGGGACUUAAGACAUGUAUUCUGUGUCUUGGAGUGUAGCGGGACUUAAGACAUGUAUUCUGUGUCUUGUAGUGUAGCGGGACUUAAGACAUGUAUUCUGUGUCUUGUAGUGUAGCGGGACUUAAGACAUGUAUUCUGUGUCUUGUAGUGUAGCGGGACUUAAGACAUGUAUUCUGUGUCUUGUAGUGUAGCGGGACUUAAGACAUGUAUUCUGUGUCUUGGAGUGUAGCGGGACUUAAGACAUGUAUUCUGUGUCUUGUAGUGUAGCGGGACUUAAGACAUGUAUUCUGUGUCUUGUAGUGUAGCGGGACUUAAGACAUGUAUUCUGUGUCUUGGAGUGUAGCGGGACUUAAGACAUGUAUUCUGUGUCUUGGAGUGUAGCGGGACUUAAGACAUGUAUUCUGUGUCUUGGAGUGUAGCGGGACUUAAGACAUGUAUUCUGUGUCUUUUAGUGUAGCAGGACUUAAGACAUGUAUUCUGUGUCUUGGAGUGUAGCAGGACUUAAGACAUGUAUUCUGUGUCUUGGAGUGUAGCGGGACUUAAGACAUGUAUUAAUGUUCACAAUUAUACCCAAAAAUUUUCAUUCACUGUAAAAAAUUAUCCCCAAAAAAUGUUCAUUUGUUUUACCUUAGGUCAAAAGAUGUGUUAAAUUUUACAAAGAUAUCUUUGUAUGUUAUUUCCAGUACUCAUUUGAUACUUACACUGCCUUUUUUUUCUUUUACCAGUCUUUUCUCUCCAUGUUUGUGGACGAGGGUGUCACCAUGGGACUGGGACGCCGCCAGUCUGCAACAGCGGAUGAUAACCCCCCGUCCCCACUUGGCAUCGACCCGUCUGAGAUGUUCUCAUCCCAGCAAAGCACAGGGUCUCCCAUUCCCAGGUCCACGCAAGCCCAGACCCGACAGGACAACUUUAGGUUCCACAGUCCCAUGACCCCACCAUCCAACCCUCACACGCCGGCAUCUCCUGGCUCUGCCAGGCUGCCAGCUGGGGUAAGUUCACUAUUUACUUUAUGUUGGUAACAUGUCACCUAGUCGCUGCUUUGCUUCUUUGUUCUUGGCUCUUUUUUUUUUCACUUCUUAUAUCACCUUAACUUUAACUUCUUUUAUAUAAGCCCUGUGACUUUAUUUUGUUUUAUUAUUAGUAGUGCUUCUUUCUUCAGCUCUUGAAGUUCGAGUUUUUUUCCAAUUUUCUGAGUGGAUUUUAUAGGUAAUAAAAAUGUUAUAGUUAUUCAAAGAUAUAGAUAGAAGCUGUUAAGUUUUCAAUAGAGUUUGUCAUUUUUCAGACUGGAAAAUGUCAGACUUUACUAUUUUUAGAACGUCGGACAAAUAUUUCUUAAAACUCAAACAUGGCAGGUAAUAGUGUGUUUCAGCAUAUGGUUUGAACGAUCCUUGUAUCUAGAGUCAAUGUUACAUGUGCAGUACGAGCAAUGUCCCAUUUCACAAAAUAGCAGUAAAAAAAAUUUGUAAAAUAUUUUGUAAAAUGUAGUUGUAAACAAGCUUUUGAUCUAGGUUAAGGUCCUCCUCGCCAACAUAGUAGUACUGAACGGUGUUGACAUUUUGUCCGACCUGAGUACCCGGGUGAUUACAGCAGUUCUAUCAAUAGAUUUCCACCAUUAAAUGACAAGCUCUAUGGACAAAAAAAAGCCAUCAAUUUAGCACAGGAAAAUUUAUCAAGGCUUUAAAUUUUGGAAACAUAAAUGAACAUUUUUCCAAUGAAAAUAUUCUGAUAAAUGGCUUUUUAAUGCUUUAAAAACAAUUUGUCUUAAUUUAAGCUAUGGUUAGCCCUUAUUCUGAUAAUUUAAAUCAUACCAUAUGUAGCACAACAAUUAACUGUGCUUUCUGUUAAAAAUUCCAGUAGAUUAAUGCCAAUGAUCCUGUAAAUUUGUAACCACUGGUUCCAGCACUCAAGUUCUGGUGCUACCAGAUUAGAUCUAUUGGCUUCAGUCAAUUAUUGCUGCUGCUCCAUGUGUUAAUCUUCUUCAUUUGUUACCCUCUAGGUGAAUCCAUCUCCAUCCACUGCACUCAUGGGCACGCCCUCGCCCGGGAGCCUCCUGACAGCCAACUCACCAGGGAACCCCCAGCUUCAUGUGCCAUCUCCUGGUUCUUUUGUACCAGCCCCCUCCCCUCAGUCCUCACUGGUUGGCAUUCAUAUGCAGUCGCCAGCAACGUCCUUUAUGAGCGGUCAGUAGUAUUUUGGGAGCAUGGGAUGUUUCAUGUUUAGCUUUAAAUUGAAAAAUGCCUAAAAACAAUGUUUAGUCACAACUAAUGCUUUCACAUUUUUUAAAUCUAACCUUUCUAUUAUAGUAAAAUUGAAAAGUAGACACCUAUAAUUUGCAUUUUUUAAACCAUCUGCAUAAUUUUCUUUAAGAUUUGUUUUAUAAUUUAGUUGCGUCAAAACAAAAAUCGGUUUCCUUAAUAUAAAUAAAACUAAUAUUAUCGGCUUCCUAAAGUUUUCUCUUAAAUAUUUAUACAUGUCAAUUUUUGCCGAUCAGUUUCUUUUAAAUAAAUAAAUAUUUCAUAGCAUAUUUUUUAAUGAGUCUAUGAGCCAAGUUUCAGCUCGAUCGGAUAACGCCAAGUGGGCCAAUUAGCCAUCUGAAGGUCUUUCCAGCCAGCCAGCCACCAACAAAAGUGAAGUUAAUAUAAACGAUUUUAAAAACCUUUAAAUGUGACUGAAGUAUAAUUUUGCUUCCUAAUUUUUCUAUCCUUUUUAUGACUAUAUUUCAGGUAUUGUUGAUGGAGGCUCCCCAUUCCCGGGGGCAAGUUUGGCCAUGCCAUCCCCAGGCGGCGUAAG
This is a messenger RNA of Lymnaea stagnalis (great pond snail), 4106 nucleotides long. NCBI's taxonomy places the organism in Eukaryota, Metazoa, Mollusca, Gastropoda, Lymnaeidae. The record is from the annotation of a GenBank genome assembly.